Aspergillus calidoustus is the source of this 1352-nucleotide messenger RNA. Lineage: Eukaryota; Fungi; Ascomycota; Eurotiomycetes; Eurotiales; Aspergillaceae. The record is from the annotation of a GenBank genome assembly.
GGGGAGAGAGCUCGCAAUUUCAGAAACCUCGCUCUUCGGACUACCAGAGACAAGCUUUUCAGAUACUUUCCCCUGCUACCUUCAUGGCGAUGCGAAACGCCUGCAUUUCAUGCCGUUUCAGGAAACGCAAAUGUGACCGGGCCUUUCCAACAUGUGGUCGAUGCGAAGCAAAUUUCACCGAGUGCAUUUACAUUCCACAGAAGCAUUGCCGGGCCGUGCAGCUGGCAGCGCAAGCUCCAGACAUAGGAUACACUGGCAUUUCCCUCUGGCCGCUGUUCGAGCCAUACCCCAUCCCUCGGCGGUGGUACAUGCCACGCCUACUCCAAAACUUCAUUGACGGGCUAGGCGUCUCGCAAGUGCCGGUCCACCCUGGAAGCAUGGCAUGGAGCUUACAAACCGUGUGGAUGCAGCACGCGCUCAGCGACCCGUGCCUGUUCCACGCUACCCUCUUCCUGGGGUCUAGUUACUCUGAUAUGCUGCGCGGAGAGAGAGCAAGCUCUUCUAUAACCCUGUUUCAUCAGAGUGAAGUGCUUAGGUUGGUUGGCGAACGGCUAGGCCACCCUGUUCUCGGGAUAGAUGACUGUACAAUUGCAGCAAUCACGCCCCUUGCGUCUUCUGCAGGGUUUAGAGGAGACCGAGAUGCAGCACGUAUCCACCAAGCAGGAAUGCGGAGGAUGGUGGAAUUGCGUGGUGGACACGACAAGUUAGGUAUGGGGGGCUUAGUCGCCGCCUUGUUACAUAUGAAUAGCCUUGUAUGCAGGAUCGCGUUCAAUCAGGAUGAUUAUCCGUCGUCCGGUGGGAAACUCACUUUGCCGCCGUCGGCGCUAGAGAUUCGAAUUCUAAACUCCCUCGAGGAUUCGCCGGGGCACAAUAUCCCCGUCCAGUCAAUCAGGAGGAUUAUUCAGGUUGCGUUCAACGCCAAGUUGCAGGCUAAUAGCCAAGUCUCGCCGGCUCUGGACCGCGAUAACAUAUCCAUCCCCGAGGACCCCAUAAAUCAGUGCUGCUACCUAGCCAUGACGAUUCUCCUCUCCAUCAUCCAACAACCCCUUCAUCCCUCGAAGUCUCUGAACUGCCUCGUCCAUGAUCUGAAAUCCUACCUCACCCUAACAGAUACUCAGACGUGGCUCCGAUAUCUCCCAGAGGUAUACAGCUGGGUGUGCAUGAUUGGAGCAGCGACGACAGACAAGCUGGAGCAGCGAAUAUGGUUCUACUUUAGGCAGGCCUCUGCACUAAGGUUGGCCAGCCUGCAGAAUGGAUAUUUCAUGGAUGAGCUCUGGGCGCACUUUGAGUGGCUGAGGGAGCGGAGGUCAUCACGAGCCGGUGCCGGGGUCGAUGAUCAGGGUUGGCCCUGA